Molecule: messenger RNA, 3128 nt
Organism: Epinephelus lanceolatus (giant grouper)
Lineage: Eukaryota; Metazoa; Chordata; Actinopteri; Perciformes; Serranidae
Gene: ntf4
Product: neurotrophin 4
Biological process (GO): nerve growth factor signaling pathway; positive regulation of peptidyl-serine phosphorylation; cell surface receptor protein tyrosine kinase signaling pathway
Cellular component (GO): synaptic vesicle; axon; dendrite
Molecular function (GO): growth factor activity; nerve growth factor receptor binding
Source: RefSeq, a predicted model, not a curated record
UGACUUUUUUUUGGCUAAUUUUGCGCAUUUAACGCUGGAUUACUGUUUCACAUUAAAUGCAUAUGUUUAGGAAACGACUUUUGGACACAUCUCUCACAGAUGUUACUCGUUGAAGUGCUGUAGGUCUCUUUUUAAUAUACUAACCUCCUGAGGAAGAAAAAAAAACUUCGGCUUGUCUUUGCGCUUUCCAGGAGAAACCGGAGUCGUUAGCCGCGUUAAGUUAGCAUCGGAGAAGAAGUUGCGCCGGAAGUGGAUGUUAAAGUCUUCAAAAUAAAAGCCUUGCUGCUAACCCAACGCUUAAUCUAAGCACCGUUUACCUCAGAUUGGUUUUAUUUUGAAAGUCAGAACCAGAAGUUGCAAUUCCGACUCUUGCUAGCUUAACUGUUUGUCUGACUUAACGCGUUUCAGGCGGAGUUCAGGUCUUAAAACAUUUGGCAAACUUCUUCACCGCUCCACUUCUUCGUCCACAUAUUUGCGCUGAGAUACCUUUCCCCAUGUCUGCCUUGGAGGAGUAACGACUCAUGGAAUAUCAUAACUGUGUGGCACGUUUACAUUUUUGACACUUUUCUGGGCUUAUUAAGCAUUAAACCUUGUCUCCCUGCAGUGGAAGCGCUCCCAGGACAGACAGGAGACUUCUGGUUUGUAACUUUUUCUUUUCUCCCUUGUCGGAUUUUUGGGGCGCACAUGCGAUGUCACGGACUAUUAAAAGAAGAAAGAAAUGUUUGUGUUUAGUUUUGCGGUUUCGGUACGAAGGUGUUUUUUGAGUUUAUUUUUUUAAACCAGUUGAGCAACUGGCGACAGGACUCUAUAAUCAAUGUGGUGUCAGCUGGAAGGACGCGGGGUCCGGAUCUCACCUAAACGCUGAUACGUCUUGGGAGUGAUGCACUGGCUUCCCCUGGUUGCCAUGGUGAUUGCCUCGGCCCUGCCCUUCCCUCACAACCCCGUGUCCAGGAUUGCUGCCGCAACGACAGAGCCUGGCUUUGACAACCGCAGAGAGCACCGUCAUGACUCGGCUGCUCACCUCGCAGCUCCCCCUGUGGACUACAACUUCCAUGGAAAUGCCUCACAAACGGACUACAACAUGGCUGCUACCCUUAGCCAAAACACCAACAGACAAAACCUCCAGAACCAUAAGGAUUAUGUGAAAUCCUCCGUAGAUGAAGAGACUUCCACGUUCAAAGUGGAGAAUCAAGGAACCUACCAAUCAAAUAGCAACUCAGGCAGCGAUGACAAAAGCAGUGACACUGUGGAUGUUCCCACAGAAGGAGGAACACUCAGGACCGAGGAUAUUUCCCAGGAUAAUUCUUUACCAAAGGAUUACAAAGCUGACAGCAGCAGCAGGAGAGAUUACUCCAGUUUUGUGGACUUUUCCGAGAAGGACAAUCUUCAGGACCCUACAGAAAGACUGCUGCCAGUUUCCACGGCGGAAACGCAUAAUGCAGUCAGUCCUGCUGCUAAUCUAAAGGGUCAAAGAGGACCAGAACCAACUGUUCCCUCGGAAAAGCUCAGAGAUGCACCUACAGUUGAGACAGGAAGCACGCGGACACCUGGGGCUGGAAGAGGUCCAGCUGAGGAGAGCUUGAACCUGGAGGCAGGGCUGGGUCUGGGGACCGGGCUGGACAAUAUCUUAGAAGGGGACGAGAUGUUUCUGGAUGCACAUCCGCGAGUCCUGUUCUCACCUUCCCCGUCGCCUCCAGAGCACCCACCUCUCCUGCUCAUGUUGGAGACCGGCCUGCUGGAGGAGGACGGGGAGGGAGAGGAGCAGGAGGACAUGGACGGACACAUCGAGGGUCACGGGGACCGGGCGAUCGACAGGAGCACAACUCUGAGUUGGGCAGACUCUUCCAGAGUUACAGAGGUUGCCCGCCCUGUCAAAAGGGAUAAACGCUCACACUUGAUGGACAGAAGGAGAGGGGAAAAGUCAGUGUGCGAGGCGGAAAGUGUUUGGGUCACUGACAAGAAGACUGCCAUCGACUCCCACGGUCAGAAGGUCACCAUCUUACAGGAGAUCCAGACGCAGACAGGACCACUCAAACAGUACUUCUAUGAGACUCGUUGCCGCGAGGCCGAGCAGACAACCAACACUGGCAGGUCGAGGGCCGGCGCUGCACUUAAACCUGUUGGGACGGGCGUAGCCGGGGCCGGCUGCUUGGGCGUGGAUAAAAAACAGUGGGUGAGUGAGUGCAAAGCCAAGCAGUCGUACGUCCGAGCACUCACCAAAGACGCUAACAACAGAACCGGAUGGAGGUGGAUCCGCAUCGACUCGUCCUGUGUCUGUGUGCUGCUGUCCAGAGCCAAUCAGGCGCUGGGAAGGGAGGUCUUGACGAGGAGGGGGAGAGGCUGAGAGAGAGAGGGGGGGGUGAUAGGGAGAGAUGGCAAGAAGUAGAAAGUGACACAGAGCAGAGCAGCUGUGACAUCCUUCUGUGUGCACUUUCACUUUCUUAAACUUGACUUAGUUGUCCCUCUCUCUCCUCCAGCCCGUCCUCCACCGUAACCUCAAAAGACUUUUAAAAAAAACAAGAAGACCUCAUUACUAGAUCUUAGGGAAAAUUGUCAUAUAGAGAUUUUACUGUUUUUUGUAUGAUUUAUCUUUCAUAAUCUAAGUUAUUUUUGAUUAGUAUGUAAGCAUGUGUAUGUCUUUGAUAUUAAUAUAUUCCUUUAUAUAUGUGUACAAUAUGACACCAGUAUACCUUUAUGUAUGAAGCUAUGUAUAUCAGUGUGUAUUUAUAGAAGAAGUCUUCAUGGAGUGGUAGGUCUCUCCAGUGUCUGAUGAUAAUUCUAGCCUCUGGGCCGCUCGGGUUGUGAGAGGAAGGAGCGCCACCUACUGAGGCUCCACUUUACUGCUCCACACUGUUCACACAUGGAUUACCAUGAAUGUGACAGUGCAUUUUAGUAUCGGAUACAGAAACUACAGCAUGGGCACACUUAAGCAUGGUUUCACUCAGGCUGAUGAUUUGACAGUUUUAUGGGAGGAAACAUCUCCAAAUGUGGAACGUGUUCAAUGUGGUUCAUGAUGUAAACCCAUGUGGUUUGUAAAUUAUACGACACUUAAAAACUAAUUUUACCAUCUUCUGGUUUGUUCAGUUUGCCUGCCAAAAUGUGGUAAUAAAGGAUCUUUGUACUCGGCA